CGGAACAUUCAGUUGCAUCCUGUCAACAUCAACUACUCUGUGGUGUGGGCCGCGAGCCUUGGUCAACUGUGGUCUAGCAUUGAGAAGUGAGGAUCAAAAUGAAAAUUGAUACAGGUUUAGAUUCAGUUGUAUGAAAAAGUAAGGAUGGAAGAGCUUUCAUCUCAGCGGAGUCGGGGUGUGUGGAACUGGUCAACUCUUUGUGAUCAUGGAGAGAACUUACAGGCAUGGGAAGGUUCUGAUUUUGGCCAUUGCUUUGAACAACUGGCCAUUCUUAGCCCCACCCAUGCCUUCCUGGCUCUGAUCAGCAGCUACCAUUUUGGUCGCCGUCGCAGCAGCCUGAGAGGGAACAGUUUGUACGUGAGCUGGACCAGUUUUCUCAUAGUCCGAUUCGUCUGUACUGUGGCCCUGAUGCUGAGUCCUGUCUGUCAGAUCAUUUUCUCCAUCUCAUUAGAGCAUAUGCUGCCCAGUAUAGCUGAUGGAGUGUUUGCAGGUCUUGCCUUUCUCAGUUGGACUCUCCAUGCUCUAUAUGUGUGGAAUGUUCGAUACCUUCACAGCAACAGUUUAAGAGGUCCCUUGUCAGCAGUGAUCAGCGUUCUGUUGGUAGCGGUAUCCUCUGCGGUACAUGUUCACACUGUAGUGACCCGACGCAUGGCUCACUCACCACAUCAACUUGCCACAGAGGAGUACACUGCUUAUCUUAACGCUGCUUUUUGUCUCAUUUACUUCUUUACUCUGAUUCCUAACAAAAGUCGUAUAUACCACAGCGACAUUUUUUGUCUCAAUGGAAGCGAGGAGGCUUCUGAACCUUUAACAUGGGACAGAAUACGCAGCUACAGCUCAACGGUACCUCAAAGAGAAAAUGUGAUUGUUGCAGAGGCCAGAGUGGGCUGCAUCUCUUGGCUCACAUUCCAGUGGGUGCAGCCCCUGAUGUCACGUGGUGCAGUGAAGAAGAUAAAUAGUGUGGAUGACCUGUACAAGCUGCCACGCAGACUCAACACAAAUCUAAUCAACCAGAAAUUUGAAAAGAUUAUGAUAAAGGCAUUUAAAAGCGAGGAUCAGAGGAAAACUAGAGCCCUUGAUGCAAGUGGUUCUUUUGAGAACAGUUUUGGAAAUUCUGCUGUAGUUUCUGAUCAGCAUCAAGCUGUCAAUGAUAGGGGACAAUCUCUUAAUGACCCGAGUCAGUACCAAGUAAGAUAUGAAGGCAUGCGAACCCAGGAUGAGAAUAUCACUUCUUCCCCCUAUGAGACUGGAAAACAUAGCCUGCGACAAAUAAGCUUGUUUAAAGUUCUGAAUUCCGCAUUUGGUUUGGAGUAUUACUGCCUUGGAAUGCUCAGACUGCUGGGAGACUGUUUGAGUUUUGCCGGUCCACUGCUGCUCAAUUAUUUAGUAACAUUUAUAGAGGACAGAUCAGAACCAAUGUUCCAUGGCUAUCUUCUAGUCGGAGGUUUAUUUCUUUCCACGUUACUGGGGACAGUGUGCUACACUCAGUUUGACUACAAUGUUCAGGUGGUGGCCUACAAAAUUCGUUGUGCUGUGGUAACAACUAUUUACCGAAAGUCUUUGACCAUAAGUGGAGUGGCUCAGUCACGUUUCACUUCAGGAGAAAUAGUCAACUUUAUGAGCACAGACUGUGACAGAAUACUUAACUUCUGUCCGAGCUUUCAUGCGUUUUGGAGUCUUCCUUUUAAAGUGGCUGUGUCCCUGUACCUGCUUUAUCAACAAGUGGGUUUGGCAUUUCUGGCUGGGCUCACCUUUGCUGUCCUGUUGGUGCCUGUCAAUCGUUGGUUGGCCAAAAAGAUUGGAAAGCUGAGCAGGGAAAUGAUGCAGCACAAAGAUGGCAGGGUCAAACUAAUGAGUGAGAUUCUGUAUGGAAUUCGUGUGGUCAAGCUUCACUCUUGGGAAUCUCAUUUUGCCGAUCGCAUAGCCUCAGUAAGGCAGCAGGAGCUGAAAUGUUUGCGUGGUCGCAAGUACCUGGAUGCCCUCUGCGUAUAUUUCUGGGGCACGACCCCUGUUCUCAUCUCUAUCCUGACCUUUGGCACUUAUGUUCUGAUGGGACAUACUCUCACAGCAGCCAAGGUGUUCACCAGUCUCUCCCUGUUUGUCAUGCUGAUCAGCCCCCUCAAUGCCUUCCCCUGGGUCCUCAAUGGUCUCGUGGAGGCCUGGGUGUCCCUGCAGAGGGUGCAAAAAUUUGUUUGUCUCACUGAUAUGGAUCCAGGAGCAUACUACAGCCCACCAGCCCAGAGUUCAGAUUCUGGGGCUGGUCCUGUGAUCCGCAUAAGCAAUGCCAGUUUCUCAUGGCAACCCAGUUCGUCAGACACGGAGGAAAAGGCCGCAGCUAACACAGUGGCCACAACUGAAGGUGGUAACGAUGAACAGGACAAUUUGUCAGACUUAUCAUCAGAUGCAGCUUCCAGCAUGGUGCAAGACCUGUUGAAUAUCACAGUGGAUGUGCACAGAGGCCAACUUGUGGGAGUGAUAGGUCGUGUUGGUGCAGGAAAGAGCUCUUUUCUAGCAUCAGUGCUAGGAGAGUUACGAAGGCUGGAAGGAGAGAUUGCUAUAGAUGAUCUGGAUGCUGGUUUUGCCUUUGUGAGCCAGGAACCCUGGCUUCAGCAGGCAGCAAUAAGAGACAAUAUCUUGUUUGGUCGUCCUUUUGAAAGUCAACGCUACAACAAGACACUGGAGGCGUGUGCACUCACUGAGGACCUCAAGAUGAUGCCAAGCGGUGACCUGACGGAGGUCGGGGAGAAUGGUGUCACCCUGAGUGGAGGUCAGAGGGCAAGGGUCGCCCUGGCCAGAGCCGUGUACCAGGACAAGUCAGUAUACCUUCUGGAUGACCCACUGUCUGCUGUGGACGCGCAUGUGGCACAGCAUCUGUACACCCACUGUAUCGCGGGCCUGCUGGGCAGCAAGACCCGCGUGCUGUGUACCCAUCAACUAAAGUUCCUGGCGCGUGCUGACUGGGUGAUUGUCCUUGAAGAUGGCAAUAUCGCCAAGUCAGGUGUCCCCAGUGAUGUUCUGCCACAUGUGCAGAUGUUGGAGUCGAACCGCCCGGGACAGAGACACAAGGACAAGGAGGAUGAGGAGGAAAAAGCUGCGGCAAAGCGAGAAGAAGCGAAGGAAGAAAACUUGGUGAAGGAGGAGGGACGAGAAAAGGGCGUUGUGAAGGCUGCUGUGUACAAAAGCUACUGGCUGGCUGUUGGCACCUGUUUGUCCCCUAGUGUGUUGCUGGCACUCUUUUUUAUGCAAGCUUCUCGCAACUUGACUGACUGGUGGCUGGCAUUCUGGGUGACACACAGCCAAGACUCCAGUCCUCUCAACUCAUCUGUACCUGCUGUCAUCUGGCCUGUGAGGAAUAUACCUGCCCAGAAUUUGUCCAGCGGCUCAGAUAACCUCAACUUCUACUUGGGUAUUUAUGGAGGUCUUGCUGCGUGUAACUCCAUCUUUACACUGAUGAGAGCUUUCAUGUUUGCAUAUGGUGGGGUCAAGGCAGCGACUGUCAUUCACCAGCGUCUUCUGAAAGCCAUACUGAAGGCUCCCAUGUCAUUUUUUGACAUGACCCCUGUUGGCCGGAUCUUGAAUAGAUUUUCGUCAGACUUGUACGCAGUAGAUGACGGACUACCUUUCAUCCUAAACAUCUUCCUGGCACAAACCUAUGGCAUUCUGGGUACUCUGGUGAUCACCUGUUAUGGCCUGCCUUGGUUUACCAUCUCACUAGUCCCAAUGGCUGUGAUCUAUUAUAAAAUACAGCAUUAUUACCGUCACACAUCUCGUGAGCUCAAGCGUCUAUCUAGUGUGUCGCUGUCGCCGAUCUAUAGUCAUUUCUCUGAGACCAUCAUUGGUUUGACCACCAUCAGGGCCAUGCGGCAUUCUACCAGGUUCUGUCAGGAGAACAUUGUUCGCCUUGACAUGAAUCAGAGGGCCCAGUACGCCACACAGUUAUCGGCCCGCUGGCUCGACUUCCGACUGAGAAUGCUGGGUGUUGCCAUGGUAACCUGUAUCUCUUUUGUUGCUGUCAUUCAGCAUCAGCUGUCGUCAGUUAACUCAGGUCUUGUUGGACUGGCCAUUUCGUAUGCGCUGGCAGUGACGAACUUGUUGGGGGGCGUUGUCAUGUUCUUCACGGAGACGGAGAAAGAAUUUGUCAGUGUGGAGAGGUGUCAGCAGUACAUCGUAGAGACUCCAGUGGAGAAGUGGAAUGGAACCUUGUUUCCCCCAUCCGUCUGGCCCUCAGAGGGUGUGGUGGAGUUUGAGGAUGUCUGUCUCCGCUACAACAACUCACAGGCCAGGGUUCUCAACGGCGUUUCCUUUAAGACAGAGCCAGGAGAAAAGGUUGGUAUUGUUGGGCGUACGGGUGCCGGAAAGUCAAGCCUCUUCCUGUCGCUCUUCCGUCUGGCAGAGCUGAGUCAAGGUCGCAUCAUCGUUGAUGAUAUAGUCAUCAGCAUGCUGGAUUUGAAUGAUAUAAGGUCCAAGUUUGCCAUAAUCCCGCAAGACCCGUUCCUGUUCAGUGGCACCAUCCGGCUCAACCUUGACCCUACCAGCGUCCACAGCGAUUCCGAUCUGUGGGCAGUCCUUGACCGCUGCCAUCUGAGCAGCUGCGUAGACAGGAUGGGUGGCCUGGAGGCAAAGCUUACUCAGCGCGGCCGAGAGUUUUCUGUGGGCCAGAGGCAACUGCUGUGCCUAGCUCGUGCUCUGCUCUCUCGGGCUAAGGUUCUGUGUAUUGAUGAAGCAACAGCGAGCGUUGACCAGGAGACGGAUUCUCUCAUCCAGUCAACAAUCAGGCACGAGUUCCGCAACAGCACGGUGCUCACCAUCGCACACCGUGUCAACACCGUGCUGGAUAGUCAGCGCGUGCUUGUUAUGAAAGACGGUCAAGUGGCCGAGUUUGCUCCCCCUGACGACUUGCUCAAAGACUCGAGCUCUCUCUUCUAUCAGUUUGUCUAUGGUGGUUCUUAAUGUGUUCAGACGUUUUGUUCGUAAUCAAUGGACAAAAUGACAACAUUUUUAUUUGCUCCAUGGGAUGAAUUUUUACGACCUUAUGAACUCUUUAGGUGGGUUGUUGGCGGGUGCUCUGGUGUGGUUUGCGCCUUUUUUUCCUGUCAAACAUCUGUUGUCUUUA
Messenger RNA from Aplysia californica (California sea hare), 5113 nucleotides. Its product is annotated as multidrug resistance-associated protein 7. Gene Ontology annotation, biological process: transmembrane transport. The coding region runs from base 145 to 4950 and encodes 1601 amino acids. The record is from RefSeq and is a predicted model, not a curated record. NCBI's taxonomy places the organism in Eukaryota, Metazoa, Mollusca, Gastropoda, Aplysiida, Aplysiidae. Gene Ontology annotation, molecular function: ATP binding; ATP hydrolysis activity; ABC-type transporter activity. Gene Ontology annotation, cellular component: membrane. The transcript has 19 exons.